CAUUUGCAUAGAGCAGUAUAUAAACCAUGGGGUUUACGGUGAAAAUAUCAGAUUUCAGCUGGGAAUCGUAGAAGCUCGCAAACAUGAGGUUCAUCGCAGUUGGCGCGUUUCUGCUCGUGGUCUGUGCCCUCGGCCAAGCUGUGACCAUCCAGUCCCAGACCUUGGCACCACCCGAGAGCCCCGAUAUCUUCGCCAACACCAAGAAACUAAUCGAAGAUCUGGUAGCGAACCUCUGCCAAUCGGCACAGCAAGCUGCAGACGCUAUGAACGGCUUCGCGUCCGGCUUGAAGGACCAAGUUGGAAUAAUGAAGGAGAAGUUGCAAGCUGAAAUCGAGAAGCUGAAGGCGAGAGUAUCGCAAGCUAUCUCUAAUGUUGCGGAUAGGAUUUCUAACGCCGGUGGAGCGAUCAAAGAGUGUGUCGAGUCUCAUAAGAAGCAAGCCGAUCAACUCCUCAACGACGCUGUAUACAGAACCAUGACGUGUGCCGACGAAAAAGUCCAAGAAAUCAGCGAUCUGAUCGCAAGACAGGUCGAAAUAUCCCAGGGGGGGCUCGAAUUCGCCAACAGGGCGACGGAGGGAAUGCAGAAUUGUACAGACAACGACAACCACAUUUUUAUUAAAGGAGCGUGUCUUGGUAUGCUUGCCUUGAAAACUGAAAUGAAGGCAGCCGUUUUCAUGACGCAAAGCGGAAUAAACGUCGCACGCGUCGACAUAGCCAUAGCCAAGUUGCCCGUCGCCCUAGAACUGUGCGCCGGCCAACGCCUCCUCGAAGCCGGCAUGGGCACAGCCAAGGUCAUCAUGGAACUGCAGAAGUGCAAAGUCGCCAACACAUUCACCGCCCUCACAGGGUCCAACUCCAACCCCACCCUUCCUGAUGCUCCAACUGCAAUUGUUGGCAUUUCACUUGGAAACGAUCCUGUUAAUGAUGUUGAUACUCAGAUCGAAAUCGAUAAUAAGAUUAAUUAA
Messenger RNA from Cydia amplana, 965 nucleotides. RefSeq lists its product as uncharacterized. The record is from RefSeq and is a predicted model, not a curated record. The coding region runs from base 84 to 965 and encodes 293 amino acids. Lineage: Eukaryota; Metazoa; Arthropoda; Insecta; Lepidoptera; Tortricidae. The transcript has 4 exons.